This is a messenger RNA of Truncatella angustata, 247 nucleotides long. RefSeq lists its product as uncharacterized. The record is from RefSeq and is a predicted model, not a curated record. Bases 9 to 209 code for a protein of 66 amino acids. Lineage: Eukaryota; Fungi; Ascomycota; Sordariomycetes; Amphisphaeriales; Sporocadaceae. The transcript is spliced from 4 exons.
GUCAUUUCAUGUGGCUGAGACUGAGGCCCCUUCUGCAAAGCGAGAAAGAAACAAGACAGGAAAUGGCCUCGUGGACGAAGGCUGCCGAUGAGGGUCAUGAAACGGUAGCCCGGCAUGGCAUGAGUCCUGUUUCUGGGCCUACUUUUCUCGUGCUGCACUCACGAACCACUUUUCUCUCAUCAUGGAGACGCAUAGACAUGAAAUUUUGAGUAGGUCAUUCACGCAAGAGAACUAUUGUUUAUCAUUU